AUGACCGACCCAACCUCACCCAGUCCCUAUACAGAGAACAAGCGAUUCGAACCUAAGGUCAAGGUCGACCUGAGCGCCCCCAAGGACGACCUGAUCUCGCUAGAAGAGUUGGCCCAAUGUGACGGAACAAAUCCGGAUAAGCCGACCUGGGUGGCGAUCAAGGGCACCGUCUUCGACGUGUCCAAAAACCCUGCGUAUGCCGAGAAGGGCCAAUAUCACGUGUUUGCCGGAAAGGAUCCUUCUCGCGCCCUCGCCUUAUCCAGCCUGAAACCCGAAGAUUGCGUGCCGGAUUGGCAUGAUCUCGACGGCAAAUACAAGACGGUGCUGGAUGAGUGGUAUACCUUCUUCAGCAAGCGGUAUAACAUCGUGGGAAAGGUCAGUGCAGUGUCUUGA
This is a messenger RNA of Capronia epimyces CBS 606.96, 393 nucleotides long. RefSeq lists its product as uncharacterized. The record is from RefSeq and is a predicted model, not a curated record. Bases 1 to 393 code for a protein of 130 amino acids. Lineage: Eukaryota; Fungi; Ascomycota; Eurotiomycetes; Chaetothyriales; Herpotrichiellaceae. The transcript has 3 exons. Gene Ontology annotation, cellular component: membrane; endomembrane system.